Messenger RNA from Porites lobata, 828 nucleotides. The record is from the annotation of a GenBank genome assembly. Lineage: Eukaryota; Metazoa; Cnidaria; Anthozoa; Scleractinia; Poritidae.
AUGGAAGUACACGGCGAGUUGAUCUUUCUUGCAGUGGUAAAUUUGUUCCUGUCGAUAACUGCACUUUUGGGCAACACUCUGAUCCUAGUUGCGCUUCGAAGAGAAUCAUCACUUAGUCCGCAGUCCAAACUCCUGUAUCGUAACCUGGCGAUAACUGAUUUCUUUGUUGGUAUCAUUGUGGAGCCUGCGUAUGUUGUUUAUUUGGUGUCCGUGGUGAACAAAAGACACGGAAUUUGCCAUUACGCUCGUGUGACAUGUUUGAUUGCAGCCUUUGUACUAUGUUUGGUGUCUCUGUGUACCUUGACUACAAUAAGCGUGGAACGACUUCUUCGCCUGUUACUGGUGCGCAGAUACAGACAAAUUGUCACUUACAAAGGAACAUGUAUAGCUGUAAUCGUUAUUUGGGUUUUGUGCGUUGUCGGCGCAUUAACACAAUUUUGGAAUCCUUUUGUAACUUUUCUGUGGUGCUUUAUAGUUUUGAUUCUUUGUGGGGUCACCACAAUUUGCUCUUAUUCAAAAAUUUUUUUCACUCUGCGUCGCAAUCAAGUUGAUGUUCAGAUGGAACACUCUCACGGACACCCGAUUCAAGCAAUUCCACGCAACGUAGCUCUUUACAAAAAGGCAGUGUACAGUGCACUGUGGGUGCAGGUAACAUUGUUAGUUUGUUAUCUACCAGUGGGUAUACUACGGCAUACAACCCAAUCAAGAGAGAUGUCUUUUCCGGUUUACGUUGCUAGGCAAAUCACAGUUACUUUAGUUUAUUUAAACUCGUCGUUAAACCCGAUAGUUUAUUGCUGGAAGAUCAGACAAGUAAGGAGAGCUGUAAAA